Cyanidioschyzon merolae strain 10D is the source of this 1767-nucleotide messenger RNA. Its product is annotated as phosphoglucomutase. The transcript has a single exon. The record is from RefSeq and is a predicted model, not a curated record. Lineage: Eukaryota; Rhodophyta; Bangiophyceae; Cyanidiales; Cyanidiaceae. The coding region runs from base 1 to 1767 and encodes 588 amino acids. Gene Ontology annotation, cellular component: cytosol. Gene Ontology annotation, biological process: carbohydrate metabolic process. Gene Ontology annotation, molecular function: magnesium ion binding; phosphoglucomutase activity.
AUGGAGUUCGACAUAAAAACAGUCAGCGUGGAACCUUUUGAAGGACAGAAAACUGGCACGAGCGGCUUAAGGAAGAAAGUAAGGGUGUUCCAGCAACCCGGGUACCUCGAAGCUUUUGUGCAGUCUGUCUUCUGUGCGUUGCCGGAAAUCCCAGGAUCCGGGUUCGAUCAGCCCUCUGCUGAAGAGCGAGUGCUGGUUCUGGGUGGCGACGGGAGGUAUUUUAAUAAGGAGGCAAUCCGUAAUAUUCUUCGCCUGGCUGCAGCAAACAACGUAAACAGAGUACUAGUUGGACAGAAUGGUUUGCUCUGCACGCCCGCAGUAAGUGCGAUCAUACGAAGGCGCAAUCUAGCAGGCGGGAUCAUAUUGACAGCGUCACAUAACCCGGGUGGACCUGAGGCUGACUUUGGUAUCAAGUACAAUACGAAGGACGGUGGCCCGGCACCGGAGUCGUACACUGACGUGUUCUACAAAUGGACGCGCCAGAUCCGAGAGUACCGUAUCGCAGUGGAUCCAAGUACCGCUGACGGCGAUCCCUUUUCCGAAAUAUCCCUUGAGCGCCCGCGGGUCUAUGAGUUCCUUUCACGAGAUACGAAGAGCCGCUUUGUGAUCGAGGUUAUCGACUCUAUGGAUGAUUACGUGAGUCUGCUGAAAGAAAUUUUUGACUUUCAGAUGCUAAGGGAACUCUUUCGCCGCAGCGAUUUCUCUAUGCUCUUUGACGCGCUUCAUGGCGUGACGGGUCCAUACGGGAAACGUAUCUUUGUGGAGGAGCUUGGUGCGGCGCCGGAGAGCCUCCGCAACUGUCAGCCUCUAGAGGAUUUCGGCGGCGGGCACCCCGACCCCAAUCUCGUUUACGCAGCAGAUUUGGUGUCACGUUGCGAUCCUAAGCAGAAUCCCAAUGCACCGCAGUUUGGUGCAGCAUCCGAUGGUGACGGCGACCGUAAUAUGGUGCUGGGACGGGGUUUCUUUGUCACACCGAGUGAUUCUCUAGCUGUUAUCGUGGCGUACGCGAAGGAUGCAAUUCCAUAUUUCCGAAAAGGUGGCCUUGUUGGCGCAGCGCGAUCGAUGCCGACUGCCAGUGCAGUGGACAAGGUUACUGCAAAGCUGAAAAUCAACGUUUUUGAAACACCUACUGGAUGGAAGUACUUUUCGAAUCUCCUGUCUUCCGGUAAGGCUCAGAUAUGUGGCGAGGAGUCUUUUGGUACAUCGAGCGAUCACAUCAGAGAAAAGGAUGGGCUGUGGGCCAUUCUAUGCUGGCUAUCGAUUCUGGCAUAUCGCAAUGUUGGUAAGACGCCCGUCGGCUCAUUCAUUGGCAUUCAGCAAAUCGUAGAGGAGCACUGGAAAGAGUAUGGUAGGAACUUCUUCACGCGUUAUGAUUACGAGGAAUGUGAUGCCGUGGCUGCGGAAAGGAUGAUGGCGCAUCUCCGACAAUAUCAAGAAAACGGCGAUUAUGCCGUGCUUGAGCGGGUUGUAGGGCAUCCGGUCAUCGUUGCCGAUGAUUUUACGUACACGGAUCCAGUCGAUCACAGUGUUGCCAAGAACCAGGGGCUACGGUUCGUCUUUGCAAACGGAUCCCGGAUAGUUUUUCGCAUUAGUGGGACUGGCAGCACGGGCGCUACUAUCCGAAUGUACAUCGAAAAAUUUGUCCAGGAUCAAGCCAAAAUGUUUGCAGAUACUGCUGAAGCUCUUAGCGAUCUCAUUCACGUUGCGCUACAGGUGAGUCAAUUGGAAGCAUUCACUGGCCGAACUGCUCCGAGCGUGAUUACGUAA